Molecule: messenger RNA, 1010 nt
Organism: Rhagoletis zephyria (snowberry fruit fly)
Lineage: Eukaryota; Metazoa; Arthropoda; Insecta; Diptera; Tephritidae
Product: cilia- and flagella-associated protein 161
Biological process (GO): cilium assembly
Cellular component (GO): motile cilium
Source: RefSeq, a predicted model, not a curated record
CUGCAAUGAUACCAACCGCACGUUACCGGCCAGUGGUACGCAUUGGCAAUUGGUUUGAGGACAUUUGUCUGGAGCAGGUGAGCAGUGACAACAGAACUUGCAACACAAAAAAAAAACAAUCCACGCUCAAACUCGUUUCACGCCAACAGGAAAAGGUGCAAACUUUUAAGAAUUUACGCGACCGCGGCGAACUGCUUGUGGAGAAGACACGCCGACUAUUCGACAAUUUUCACAAAGCCAUCGAAUUGGAGGCGCCCAAAGAGAAUGUCCACUUUGGCGCCAUAGUUCAGUUGAUGCCAAUGAAAAUGAAUAUUUGCGAUGAACGUGUGAAGGCACAACCUGCUUUGUCGGUCAUCAUCAAUGAACGCGUCGUGCGGCAUAGUCAAAAUAUCAAUGAAGAAUGUGAAAUAACAAUUGCGCCCUCAGUGACGCCUUGUGUGCGUAAUUCUUUUCGUAUCGUGAGCGGUGAUGAGAAAGAUCGCACAAAUGAGGUUAUCAAAUAUGGACAACAAUUUCGUUUGGAAUGUGUGGAGAGUCAAGAUGAUGUACUACUGCUAUAUAGUGCGGCGAAAUCGGCCGAUCUAAAGAGUAUGAUCCAUACGACGUUUGAUUCGAGGAAAUGUGGUGAAAUCAAUUUGCCCUUGGGUCUAUGUAAGAAAAGCAAUUGUGGUCCCGGCAAGGAAAUACCCUCGGCAUAUACUAAAUGGUUCUGCACCCAUAUUGAUCCCAAGAAACGUUUUGAAUCGUACGGCACACCAGCGCCGAGCAAUGCAGCUUUGGUUAUCACACACGUACCAACAAAUAAAAAUCUUGCAGCAGAAAACGUUGUCGUCCAAACACUUUUCGGACCGGAGUUCCUCGUUUCGGUACAAAACUACAAGGACAUGUACAACCGCGAGCGUUGGCAAAACAUUUGGAUGAUAUGCAACGGUCAGAGUGAAGGGAAGCGAUAAAAAUACAGCCAUUCGGAUCAAUGAACGCUACUGCCGCAAAAAAUUCAUUUGUUUAGC